UCAUAAUAGAAGCAGAGCGGGAAGCGUGUGUUUGUUAAGGAUGGCAGGACCGGCUUCAGUCGCUGGUGAUGUUUUUGUCGACGCUCUGCCUUAUUUUGACCAGGGUUAUGACGCUCCAGGUGUCAGAGAAGCCGCAGCUGCUUUGGUGGAGGAAGAGACGAGACGAUACAGACCAACCAAGAACUACUUGAGCUACCUGUCCACACCGGAUUUCUCUGCUUUUGAGACAGAGAUCAUGAGGAAUGAGUUUGAGAGACUAGCUGCUCGUCAGCCCAUGGAGCUGCUCAGUAUGAAGAGAUAUGAGCUUCCUGCUCCAUCAUCUGGGCAGAAGAAUGACAUCACAGCAUGGCAGGACUGUGUCAAUAACUCUAUGGCACAGCUGGAACAUCAGGCAGUGCGCAUUGAAAACCUCGAGCUCAUGGCUCAGUAUGGAUCUAAUGCCUGGAAGGUGUCUAAUGAUAACUUGGCCUUAAUGAUUGACAAUGCACAGAAGGAGCUGCAGAAGGCUAGAAAGCAGAUACAGGACCUGAACUGGCAGCGCAAAAACGAUCAGCUAGCCGGAGGAGCCAAACUACGAGAACUUGAGUCAAACUGGGUGUCGCUUGUUAGUAAGAACUAUGAGAUCGAGCGAGCCAUCGUCCAGCUGGAGAACGAAGUGGCACAGAUGAAGCAGCAACAGGGUGAUGAGAACAAAGAGAAUAUUCGACAGGACUUUUAGGAAGAAAACUGUGCAACGCCAUCUUGAAACCAUCAGACUUUGCUAAAGAAGAGGAUCACCAAAGUGUGGUGGUGGUGGUGGUGGUGUUUUAUUCUGUUUUGGUGACGAAUGCAGAAAAAAGUCUUUGUAAAACACAACUGAGCAAUAGUGUUGUAGUGCAAACAAGAGGGUAAGCUGGUGUAUAGUUCAUGGUUUUACACCAAAAUUAAACAAGACGUCCAUUUCAAUUCUGGAAAUCGGUAACUCACCUUUGUUUACUGUAUACAUACAGUAAAAUAGUUCAUGCGGGUGUGUUGACAUUUAUAAUAAUUUUGUUUAUGUACAAUAAACUGAUGGACAUUUAGUUCAUUUAGAUUUUUUGUUUUACUCUUUGUAAUAUUUCUUUUUUUUAAAUAUACAAUAAAAUGUUCAAUAAAAACUUCA
Puntigrus tetrazona (Sumatra barb) is the source of this 1141-nucleotide messenger RNA. It is a transcript of the gene bcas2, whose product is annotated as BCAS2 pre-mRNA processing factor. The coding region runs from base 41 to 718 and encodes 225 amino acids. The record is from RefSeq and is a predicted model, not a curated record. Lineage: Eukaryota; Metazoa; Chordata; Actinopteri; Cypriniformes; Cyprinidae. Gene Ontology annotation, cellular component: Prp19 complex; precatalytic spliceosome; catalytic step 2 spliceosome. The transcript has 7 exons. Gene Ontology annotation, biological process: mRNA processing.